Vicia villosa (hairy vetch) is the source of this 462-nucleotide messenger RNA. RefSeq lists its product as uncharacterized. The record is from RefSeq and is a predicted model, not a curated record. The transcript has 2 exons. The coding region runs from base 1 to 462 and encodes 153 amino acids. NCBI's taxonomy places the organism in Eukaryota, Viridiplantae, Streptophyta, Magnoliopsida, Fabales, Fabaceae.
AUGCUUCAAUUGUGCGGUCCUGAUCCUGGUGGUUUUCUUGUGGAUUUUACUCCGUUUUUCACCACUGACACAAUAUGUUUUACAUACAACAUUUUGGCAUGGGCGCAGUUCAUUGAUAAACAACAUAAUAUUAUUGUUGUGACUAUUCGUUCUGAUACUGCAAAUGAGAUGAGAGGAAGAAAAGAUAAAUUGAUUAUGUAUUGUGAGAGAGGAGGAAAGCACAAGAACAAGAAUGUGAUUGAAGGUAACUAUACUAUGAAAGUGAAAUGCUCAUUUAAAUUGAGAUAUGUGCCAAGUGAAAGCAAUCAGAAGGUUACAAUUAAGUGUGGAUUUCAUAAUCAUAUACUAGCUAAGGACUUAGAUGAACAUGACGUUUUAGGUCAUUUAAAAGAUUAUGAAAGAAAGUUUGUGACUGAUAUGAAGAAAUACAAUAUGGCUCCCGGAUACAUAGUUGUUGCUUAG